ACGGCAAAUUUGUUGCCUAUUUAGUUCGUGUCGUAUUGUGCUUUUCGUUUGUGCGUCAAGUCAUAGUUUGUCGUCGUCUCGUCAUUGUACUGUAAUAAUUUGUGUGUUAAUUAAUUAUUGAAAAAUAAUUGUUGUGUGUAUGUACUUUGGAUUACAGUGUAACUAUCGUAAUUAGUGUGUAACUGUUGAUGUGUUUGUACGGUUUUUGGAAUUUUACAAAAAUAAAUUAAAUACUGAAAACGGUCCGGUUGUUUGUAAACACGCCGCGCGUGCUCUGUGUUUGACAACAACCGUUUCGAAUGCAAUUUCACUCAGGCGGAAACAAAACGUUGCGUUAAAAGAAUAACUGCACAGCUUGAAAUGGUGUUGUGAGUGACAUUGAAAUUCCGCGUGAAAUUGUUCAAAAAAAAUUCUGAAUCUCACUUUAUCGUGCCAAAAAACUUUAGUCAUUAAGUUACCGUAAAAUUAUCUCUAUUAUAGUACAAAAAAGUAAUUCAGCAUUAAGGAUAAGAUUUAAAAAAUUGCGUUUGCAGUGAAAAUAACGAGACACGUGUAAAAACAUUAAGUAAUUCCGCGUCACUGAGAAAAACACGAGGGUCUACCAAUGCUACUAUAGCGAUCGAUAAUAUUACGCAUUACAGACGAACUGAGAAGAGACGGAACGCACACAGGCGCGUGACGCACCCUCCCCCUCCGGCCCUCCCUCGAAAACGAAAGUAAACAUUAUACAGCUUUAAACUUAAACCGAAUUUAUAGUAUAAGAGAUAGGAGAAAGUAUAGUACAAAUACACUGUGAUUUUGUUUUGUGUUCAGUAGUACGGAAGUCUGAAACUGUGAUAAUGCUAGUUGGCACAAAUCUUUGCAAUGUGAACACUGGUAUGCUGUUUGGGUAUAAUCUGCAGAGUCCGAUGAAUAUGGGGUCACGGCAGGGUUCUGUGGGAAGUAUGGUGGGGACCACGCCGAGCACUCCUGUGCAUGGGAGUGAUAGUAAACGUAGCCCGCCAUUGACCCCUUCAGAGAGGACCGGGGCGCCCCCUGGUGCGGGGAAGGACGCAGUGAAGCUUUUCAUUGGCCAAAUCCCGCGGCAUCUGGAGGAAGAAGACCUUCGGCCGAUGUUCGAGGAAUUUGGAAAGAUUUAUGAGCUCACCGUUCUCAAAGACAAGCACACGGGCAUGCACAAAGGGUGCGCCUUCCUGACUUACUUCAACCCGGAGAGCGCUUCGAGCGCUCAAUCGGCGCUGCAUGAAAAGCGGACACUACCAGGGAUGAACCGAGCAAUACAAGUGAAACCAGCAGAUAGCGAGAAUAGAGGAGAUCGGAAGCUGUUCGUUGGGAUGCUCAGCAAACAACAGACAGAGGAGGAUGUCCGUCAGUUAUUUACACCGUUUGGGACAAUAGAAGAGUGCUCCAUUCUUCGUGGGCCCGACGGAGCUAGUAAAGGCUGUGCGUUCGUAAAGUUCAGCUCACACCAGGAGGCGCAAGCAGCCAUCACCAGCCUGCACGGAAGUCAAACUAUGCCGGGCGCGUCCUCAAGCCUCGUGGUGAAGUUCGCUGACACGGAGAAGGAGCGACAGCUGCGCCGGAUGCAGCAGAUGGCCGGCAACAUGAGCCUCCUCAACCCCUUCGUGUUCAACCAGUUCGGCGCCUACGGGACCUACGCACAAGUCAUCACAGAGCAGCAACAAGCCGCGCUGAUGGUGGCGGCCACAGCUCAGGGCUACAUCAGUCCGAUGACGGCGCUGGCGUCGCACGCGCUCAACGGUAUGGCGAAUUCCGUCGUCCCACCCACCUCUGAAUUCGCAGAUAAUUACACCGGGCUGGCGAUAGGCACGGGCGGCGCGCAGCCCCUGAACGGGGCUCUGCCUUCGCUGCCGUCCCCCACCAUGCCCGGCUUCAACAUGGCCGCGCAGACCGCCAACGGGCAGCCCCCGCCGCAGGAGGCUGUCUACACCAACGGCAUCCACCAGACUUUUACUGGACCGGUGCCAGUGACCGCGCAGGGCCUGCCCAAUGGUGAGGCAGCGGCCCUACAGCACGCGGCCUACCCCGGCAUGCAGCCCUUCCCCGGCGUCGCUUACCCGGCAGUAUACGGCCAGUUUCCGCAGCCCAUUCCGCCACCGAUGUCUACUAUUGCGCCCGCGCAGAGAGAAGAUUUCCUGAUGUUCCCAGGCUGCUCGAUCUCGGGCCCCGAGGGCUGCAACCUAUUCAUCUACCACCUGCCCCAGGAGUUCGGCGACGCCGAACUGAUGCAGAUGUUCCUGCCGUUCGGGAAUGUGAUCAGCAGCAAAGUCUUCAUCGACCGCGCCACCAACCAGAGCAAAUGUUUUGGCUUCGUAUCGUUCGACAACCCGACUUCGGCCCAGGCGGCCAUCCAGGCGAUGAACGGCUUCCAGAUCGGAAUGAAGCGGCUGAAGGUACAGCUGAAGCGGCCCAAGGACGCCAACCGGCCUUAUUAACCACACACGCCGUCCCUGCGCAUUCACACAGCGUCUUUUAUGGUGGUCGGUGUAUGGUACUCAUACUCGCCAGCGACGCGCGUGAUCGCGCAUUAUCAACCAUUCUAAGGAAUUUACACGUUUAUUGUAUAGUAAAUAUCAUUACCUACAUUCUUACCUAAAGAAUUAUGCAAGCCCUCUCGGCGAGUAUACUAAAUUAGUUAAAAGUAAUUUUAAAAAAUCAGCUCGUAGGAAUGCUUCAUUCUUAUCAUUAUCGAUUAAUCAUUAAAUUACUCUAUUAUAUUAUUAUAUAUACAAUUUAUUAACUUUGAUUAAAUUAUGAUGAUUAUUAUUAUUAUUAAAAAUGACACGUUAUAAAAAUUUUGUCAUUCGUAAUCAUACUUCUACUUCUAAGUACUUAAUGUUUAACUGAAACUUUAACAUAAAUUUAUUAUACUAGUUAUUUGCUUGUAUUAAGCCAAACUGAAUUUAUUAAGUAAGUUGAAAAUGUAAGAAAGAAUGUAUUUUAAUUAUUGUAUAUUGCAACAAAAUUGUAGCGUCAGGGGCGCGCUGUGUCUUACUGACGUAGGAGCCGCGUGCAUGGCGGCCCUGCCAGCGCCCCGCCACGACGCCUCGCGGCACUGUUGUCUCCCACCUGGUCACACUAAUAUAAGUGCUCGGUAUAGAUCACUAUGAAAAUUGGAGAAUAUAAAUAUGUCCUAUAUUUUGUUAUAUUCUAUUAUGUGUGUGUCUGUAUAAUAAGCUGGGGUGUACCACACGGCAGCCGCCACAACUCCUGUAAAUGCUGCCUUGUUAGUAUAAUCCUCCGUUUGAAUGAGGCGAGAUUCAGCUGCCUUUUGUCCUAUCUCAAUUGAGACUCGUAGAUUUUUCUGUUGCAAUGUCGAAUUCCCGUCUCAGUCAAACCCGUAGCCCUGCCGCAUACGAUUGGCAAUACCACGGACAGCACCGUCCGCUCACAUCUGAGGUCUUACUGGUCUUACUGCGGGUUGCAAUGUACUUUUCACUGUCAAAUCUUAUCGCAAUGACACGCAGACAACCAAGGACAUUGCGAUGUGGUUGUCGACGCAUGACAAUGUCCUACUUACUGUAAUUGGAUGAUUGCAUCUUACUGUUAAAAGAUUCAGUGGCAAGUGAAUUGCGAAUCCGCACUAAUGCCUCUGUCCCUGGUACGCCCGGCGCUCACAAACUAAGUACAUGUUAGUGAAGGAUAUUGUUAACAAAAUUUAAUGUUUGUAUUUAACGCUGUGUACAAAUCAAAGUGCACUUCAACAAGACCGAAUACUUAGGCCUUCGUUUCAAAAGAACGUGUUAUUAUGUGUUGUAAAUUCCAAAUGGGCUGUGAUAUAAAAAGUAUAAUAUCAACAUAAUGGACUGUACAGGCCGUUCGUCUCUAUUGCUAAAUGUUGCGCUCUGUGUGCCCACCGUCCUCCGCGCUAUGCCCUGUCACCUACAAAUAUAAAAAAAUGUUUUUUGUUGAAGUUUGUACAAAACAUUUGUGAAUAAAUCUUCAUAAAAUCACUUUAUAAUAAACCAGAUUCAGAUAGGAAAAUUACAGAGGCAUAUUUUGCGAUAUUUUCUGUCAUUUUCAAUAUAAAGAAAAAAAAAACAUUAUUUUUAUACAAAAAUUUGGAAAUCUUCAGGAAAUAUCACAAAUUGUGGACAGGAAUAUUAACCUUUUGGAUUAACGAGUUAUUGUGGAAUAUGUUAUGAGUAUUUGUUGGAUGCAGAAGGGCAUGCGGCGGGAGGCGGGGGGCGCAGCACUCGCUGCAACGCGAAGUCAAUUCAAGAGCGUGCUUCCCCAAAUUUAUUUUGUGCACUCGUGUGUGUGUGUCUAUUCAUAUUAUAAACUAUUCGUGUUAAGGUAUUAAACAAUAAAUGUGGCAAACCGCGACCGGAGAGACAACAGUGCAGACAACGCGAUCUGAUUACAAAACUAGUGUAAUUUCUAUACUGACAAAAAUAGGUUCAUAAUCAAAAAGUACCAAUAUAAAUAUAAAAUUACACUGAGAUACCUUAGAUAUAUAGUGUGCGCGCGGGCGGGUUUGUGCCCGGGUCGCCGGAGUUGAAUGUUGGACGGGAUGCGCGGGCGCCGCUCCGCCGGCCGGGCCGGGGCUUGCAGAGGGAGAUCAUCCCUCACAACUUUAAUUUAAUUUUUCAAAAAUACACAACACAAACAGUAGUGGUUGUUUCUAAAUAACCACGACCUAUUUGUUACGUAUUCAGUAGACUACGUGCAGUGUGAUGCGCAAAGUUAGCCAAACAUUAAUGGCAAACCUAAGUAUAAAGAAAUUAUUUAAAAUUUUAAGAUAUAUAUACAUAGUUUAUAAAUAUAAAUUAUUCAGAUCAAACCAUAAGAAAUAAAGCGUGGGGUAAUUUGCUGAGAGUCCCGACCCGGUCCGGCACGGCCCGCCGCCCGAAGUCCGCGAGCGCGCGCCGGACCGGACGGUCGCCCGACCGCCGGACGCCGGACGCCACGCCGCCCGCCUCUAGUCAAAUAUUACACUCACCACAAGACAUAGAAUUUUAUAUUUACACAAAUAUAAUUAUAUUAUAUUGAUAAAGUAUUCUAGUUUUAGGUGUUUGAUUUACGUGUUGGCAGAGUGCAUACGAUACACUAAAUUGUCGUUAAGUCUAGUAUAUUAUUUCGAACUCACAAUUGUGCAAUAUCGUUAAGCUUUUUAAAUUGUUUUACCAUCGUUUUUUGUUCUGGAAGCAUUUUUAAUUUAUUCGUGUUUGUUAAGUUACCUUUCUAGAUAAAUUCGUCGACGUGGUCUCGUUUCGUUAACCGACUGCAGAGCCGGCCUCAUCACGUGUACCUAAACUAAAGGGUCUGUUGAUAAUUUGAGUAAUAUCAGAAAAUAUCGUAACAUACCCACAUGUAGGUACAUAAAAAUUCAGUAUAGUGUUGUGUAAUGAAAUCUUAUAACACUUGAAGAUUAUUUCCGGUUAUAUAACCCUGGGGAGUGAGAGCCGAGCUCGGUCGAGGAGCGGAGAGUGCAGCGGAGCGGCGGCGGCAUCCGCGCCGCGCGCUAUUUAGGUUACAGAUAAAUCGAUGCCAAAACCGAAACACGUAUACUUAGUAUAUCGAUUAUCGAUAAUAUCACCUCGUGGGUAAAGUAGAAGUAAACGCCCGGGGCGCGGUGGAUGGUGGGUACAGCGCCCCGGUCAUUAAUACCUAAUAUUAUGUACUUAUAUCUUUAUACUGAUUAAAAUUAAAUUCCCUAAAGAUAUAUUGCGGUGACGCGAACGUUUGUAAUAGAUUAAUGAGUCCUCUCUGAAUGUAAAAAAACAAUCGCCCAUAAAAGUGAUUCUAGGAUACAGGGUAUGCUUUGCAAUUAUUUAAAAUGUAUCUAAAUAUUUUUCAUGUAGGCAGGUUUUGCCUCUCUGUUUAGACUACGGCUCGAUCGCCCGUCGGCGGCGCUCGCGUCGCCUGUCUUUCGGGUCCACUAUAGUCUGUCGCGACUUUUAUACUUCUCGUACUCGUAGCGUAACCGACUCAUCCUCACUUCAUCCUGCCCAUCCGCGACGGCAACACUUCACGCUUUGCCGUUUUUGUUGUUGCACACCCGCGAGCAUUUCCAUUCCAAAUUAGCUACUCGUAUUACUGAAGUAUCCUCAUUCACUUGUCAUCACAUCUAUCAGACGCCGCUGUUGUCGCGCGUUCUUCAGACGGAAAAGCCUGAUGAUUAAAUAUUCUAAUUGAGAAGUUUCUAUAUAAGCGUUUUGUUCACAUACGGAUUGCUAGUUUUAGAGUGCGGUGGAUCCCUGGAGAGAACACGACGGCGGCGGUCACCACAGAACACAGAUCGGUAAACAUUAGUAUUACGAAAUCGAAUUUCUUAAAACUAUUUAACUCCUAAAAUUUUAUAAAAAUGUUUAUAUCGUUCGCAUUCUUGACGUCGCAGAGCUCGCGUAGACGACAUUUUCGAUGCACUCAAGGACGUUUGAAUCGUUGUAAAGGUCUGAUCGAAAACGGAUCGUUUUAGGCAACUAGUUAGUCUCAUCGUCGGAUGGUGGUCGCGACGCGCACGCGCACGCCACGACUGGAGUACACAACACUCACACCGUUCGAUGCUAGUCAGUAAGAUGAAUGCCAAUAUUUUAAUCAGAAAAAAAAACAAAACUUAGGAUUCGGAAUAACUAAUCAUAUUAUAUCUAUUUAUAUAUUAAAUAUGGAGAGAGGCGCAUAGUGCUUUUAUGAAUUGUAGGUCUUAGAAUGAAACAAAAGGUCUAGUCAUAUCUCUUUCUGUUUAUUUAUUUUUUCUAUCGCUUAGCAUAGUUUAGCUUCAAGCACAUGUUUAUCUAUUUAAUUCUCUUUGUACACCACAGUAUAAAUCUUAACUACUUAAUAAUGUAUAAGUUCAUUUAGGUUAUUUUAUUUGUCGACUUUUAUUCUAAAAAUCAUGACUCACUAAACGUCCUAAAGAACAUUUUCUGGAACUACCUUCAUUACUUGAUAAGUUACUGAAUAUUGAAGAUAUCCUGUCUUUGUUAUAGUAUAGCAUACUUUGCUGUGUCACAUUUUUGAUAAGUUAUCCAGAAUAUUGUCUCAUUUCAUUCGUAGUAAUUCCCUAGAAUAAGAUUUAUUGAAAUAAUUUAUUGGUAUAGGAUUGUAGCACGAGUUAUGAAUGGUAUAACCGUUUGGUUAAGUUAGAAGUUUAAAGUUAAUAGUAAGCGAGUUAAUGAAAGUGUAUGAAGUAAGGUAACUCACGCGUAGUACGCGUAGUAGUUCUGCUGUUCGAUUGUUAACGCCGCGAGAGUUGCGCUACUGUAACCGGAGUGCAACUCGAAAGGUGAUAUGAAAAUUUUGCGCCGUCCGUACAGAUCUCUAAACCGCUUAUGAUCAAAUGUAUUAUUCUGUUCGCAAUAGAUUUGGACGCUUGGAGACAGUAUAGAACAAUCUAGAAGUUUUUGAUAGUGUCUUAGUCACAAGUGACCCAUGGACGUCAGUCCGUUUCGAUGCGGACGUGUAUAUUAGUCCCAUACUCGAUUGUACAUACAUAAUGACGUCAUAUCUUUAGGAGCUUACUAGCCUUUUGCCCCGAGGGUCUCGGGCGGGUGACAGGGUGUCGCUGUUAAUGCUAAGUGAAAAUCAUAAUCAUUAACCGUUUUAGAUUAACAGGCCGAAUUUUAUAACGUAAGGCUAAUUUAAUGGGCGACAUAGCUAUGUCGGGCUCGAAAGGGAAUCACGUUUUGAUCCAACCUAUCUUUAGGAUUUUCAUAUUCUUCAAUCCAAAUUAGCAGUUGGAUUAAACGCGAAGUAUUAAGGUUUUCCGGAGGUAAUGAAAUCUGUCUGAAUAUUUUUACAAUCGAUUACAUUUCUGAGCCAGCGUGCCGAGAAUCUCAUUCUUAUUUGAGAAUAAUUCUGAUAUUUGCGAUCAAAACGCCCUCUAUACAGCUUCGAACUGGGGUUAGGAUAGCUUUUAGUCUCAGUCUACUUACAAGUUUUAUAAAAUAGGUGGUUAGAACCUCGGUUCGGGCGAGUCGUCCAAGAAUAUAGCUAGCGUGACCCGACUUGACUCGUAACCUGACAACAUUGUUCUGGAUAACUUAUAUUGGAAUAGUUUAAGAAUGCAAACUAUAGAAGCGGCUCCUUUAUUCGGAAUGAUUCGUAUCGAUUGCAGAGAUUUAAGAUUAAACAAUAGUAAGGAUUGAUAAAUCGAAUGAUUCGGAAGAAAGGGCGUGUAGCAAGGGGACGCCACGCGGCGUCUGUGAUAUACGCUUAAUGAUCGUCCAUUGAACCUACUGUAUGUUACGCAACUCCUUCACGUUGCAUUUUGUUUCUAGGCGUCCUACGCAGCCGAUACCUUUGGCACAAAUAUUGUAAAAAGUUUAAGUUAUAUCACAAAGCAGACUAACUGCGCGCUAAUGUUAACGCAACUAUGAUUGACAAACUGGCUCGUAUAGAUAUCGUAUUCCAUGUUUAUUUGUUUCAAAUAGGUUUAAAUGACAAUAAAGUUAAGUUUGGCAAUCAUAGCAACUUCCUAACAACCCCCGUUUCUUCAAUCGGAUACGAGGUCGUCAUUAAUAGAUAAUAGGAUUUUCAAAACAUUUGUGACCUGUCCCACGUACACUGUUGAGGAGACAUUAUUGAUACUCAUGUGUGUAUUUGUUGUCUGUCCCUUAUUGUCGAAACUUGUCAAUUAAUGCAGGCUCUAAACCCUAAUCACCAAAACACACUUGCACUCUCUACCUGAUUGUACUGUGCAUUCUUAAAAUGUUGCCGUGUUUAGACAAGCGUAUAGAGCUGGCAUUGUUUGCUAUAAACACACACAGUCUCAUGUAUAAACGUUAACUUAUUAAUGUGAAAAUACUGGAUGUAAAUAUAUAAUAAAUGGCGGCCAAGUAUUCGAAUUGGUGUUAAACGUUUGCAAAACUGUAUGAGCUAGUGUUAAGGUACAAAUUGAUUAGCACCAUUGGUUUGACGUACAAUGUGCAAACAGAGUUGAAUUCAGAGCUGAUAGCUAGCUAUUGAAAUGUUUAUUCUCGUAUAUUGUUAUAGUUCGCCAAAGAUUUGUAAAAUAAGAGAGAAUAUGGUCACUUCGGACAGUCGCUAGUAAAUUGUUCAGUUUAAAUUAUAUUUAUUGAUCAUUAGUUUAGAAUAAUCUGACGUAGCCAAAUAUGGUCUGGGUUUGUAGACCACACAUUAUGAAACUAAUACAAUAAUAAUUCGCCUACUUUGCAUGUCUAAUUUAGUUAAUGAACGUUUAAACCUAUUAUCGAGUUAUUAAUAUGUAAAUUGCUGAAAUAUUUCAAAACUAAAUUACUAUUCAAUUAUUUAUACACUUAUUACGUUUAGUAUGCUAGAAAUAUGAUGAAGGAUAAUAAAUAAUUUUAAUUAUA
This is a messenger RNA of Plodia interpunctella (Indianmeal moth), 9299 nucleotides long. RefSeq names its product bruno 3 (gene bru3). The coding region runs from base 840 to 2456 and encodes 538 amino acids. Gene Ontology annotation, molecular function: mRNA binding. Gene Ontology annotation, cellular component: cytoplasm; ribonucleoprotein complex; nucleus. The record is from RefSeq and is a predicted model, not a curated record. NCBI's taxonomy places the organism in Eukaryota, Metazoa, Arthropoda, Insecta, Lepidoptera, Pyralidae. Gene Ontology annotation, biological process: mRNA splice site recognition; regulation of alternative mRNA splicing, via spliceosome. The transcript has 13 exons.